UUUUCUCCCCCCAGGCAAAGCUUCACCCGGAGAGGUUUUCUCUCCGCUUAUCUGCGUUCAACCACGGCGUCCUCGGCGGAGUCGAAGGGUCGGGAUAGCCGGUUCGGAUUAACGCGACGCCCGGAGAACUGGAGUAUCGCUCACAUCAAAAUCCCGGAUGGUUUCGAGGGACCUGGUGGAAAUCCGGGCCCGCCGUCGGGAGCAGGCCACGACGUUUCCUGGUUUUGAGUCCGAGGACAAGCGCCCAGGGCCGGGCCAGCUGUCAGCUAGCACGCCGGCUUAGCUAGCCUAUACUUCGACCGAGCCGAGUUGAAAGGAGAAGGGGGAUGCUUUCCAGCUCGGCCGUUUCGCGCAGCUAAUAACUUCUGAGAAGAAGAAGAAGAAGAAAAAAAAAGAAAAGGAUCGAGCUGUUCUUCUCAUUUAUGUAAAAAAAAUGAAAUAAAAUAAAAGCCAUCCCCUUGGAAGUAAGGGAGCGUUGGCUUGCUAGCUUCGAGCUAGCUGUCACAGCUAGCUCCUGUCCGCACGGACCCCGACGCCGUUUAAAAACCCCCCUUACAGCGAGGGAGAACUAUUGGCAGCGUUUCAUACAAAAGGAGGCGACGACAUUUUUUUCCACAAUUCUGCGGACCUUUCCGAGGAGCCCGAGGCCCCGACAUGGCUGCCAUUAUCAAGGAGAUAGUAAGCCGAAACAAAAGGCGAUACCAGGAGGACGGCUUCGAUCUGGACCUGACCUACAUUUACCCCAACAUCAUCGCCAUGGGCUUCCCCGCCGAGAGGCUAGAGGGGGUCUACCGAAACAACAUAGACGACGUCGUACGGUUUCUUGAUUCGAAACAUAAAAAUCAUUACAAAAUCUACAACCUAUGUGCAGAGAGAAACUAUGAUACAGCAAAGUUCAACUGUCGAGUGGCCCAAUAUCCAUUUGAGGAUCACAACCCUCCCCAGUUGGAACUAAUUAAGCCAUUUUGUGUGGAUCUGGACCAGUGGCUGAGUGAGGAUGAGAACCAUGUGGCUGCUAUCCACUGUAAAGCUGGCAAGGGUCGGACAGGGGUCAUGAUCUGUGCCUACCUGCUGCACAGGGGCAAGUUCCACAAGGCACAGGAGGCCUUGGAUUUUUACGGAGAAGUCAGGACUAGGGACAAAAAGGGUGUAACAAUCCCUAGCCAGAGGAGGUAUGUGUACUACUACAGCUACUUACUGAGGAACCAUCUAGAAUACAAACCUGUAGCACUGCUGUUCCAUAAGAUGGUGUUCGAAACGGUACCGAUGUUCACCGGAGGGACGUGCAACCCACAGUUUGUAGUAUACCAGCUGAAAGUGAAAAUUCACACCUCGAAUCCGGCCCACACACGACGAGAGGAUAAGUUCAUGUAUUUUGAGUUCCCUCAGCCUCUUCCCGUCUGCGGAGACAUCAAGGUGGAAUUCUUCCACAAGCAAAACAAGAUGAUGAAGAAGGACAAGAUGUUUCAUUUCUGGGUCAACACCUUUUUCAUCCCCGGUCCGGCGGAGAACUCCGACACAUUGGAGAACGGCAGCGCAGGAACACCAAGAGAGCCGGCAGAUGGAACUUUCCAAAACCUGGGGACUGGGGGAGGAGUUGGGGGAGGGGGAGGCGAGAAUGACAGAGAUUACCUGAUCCUGUCUCUCACCAAGAAUGACUUGGACAAGGCCAACAAAGACAAGGCAAACAGAUACUUCUCCCCUAACUUUAAGGUAAAAUUGUACUUCACCAAGACGGUGGAGGAGGGCACAAACUCGGAAGCUACGUCCGCCUCGGUGACGCCAGACGUGAGUGACAACGAGCCGGACCACUACCGCUACUCCGACACCACGGACUCAGAUCCCGAAAACGAACCCUUCGACGAGGAACAGCACACGCAGAUCACUAACGUCUGACACACACGCACACACAUGCACAUAUAUGUAUACAGAUCUACACACAUACACGUAUAAUUAUGUACUAUACACAAGGACCCCCAAAGAAAGACUAGCUAGCGGUUAGCUAACGGGGAACUAACUAAUGAGACGGACCACGACGGUCCUCUGGACUCAAAUCGGUGAGCUCAGAGAUUGAUUUAUAUGCUUGCCUGCUUGCCCCCCUGCUGCUCACUACAAGGUCGAGGAAAAAGGACGGCUGGACAAUCAGAUGCAGGGGGGGGGGGCUGGCGGGACGCAUGGAUGGACAAAGACAGACGGUUGGAUGAACGGGAAGAGGAGAUUUUAAAAUAAAGGAGUAAAACUUGAAUAUAGAAGCUGAGAGACAAGUAGACUUCUUUAGAAAACUACACCCAGGAUGUCCGUUGGAUAAAUGCCCCCUUACAACAUGCCCUCUUUCUUUCUUUUCCUUACUUCCUUCCUUCCUUUCUUCCUCACCUUUCCUGUCCAGCUUAAGGAAAGUUCAUGCUGACCAAUUUUUUUUUUUUUAAUCUUUCUCUCACUUCUUCCUCUAUCUUUCUCUCACAUUCUUCUGUCUUUUGAGCUGUAUAGAAGGUUGGCUGUAAGAGUUGACUCCUCUCUCUGUCUGUCUAUCUCUCUGUGCCUCUCUCUCUCUUUGUGUCUCUCUCUCUCUCUCUCUCUCUGUCUCUUUCUCUGUCUCUCCUGUCUCUGUGUCUUGCGCUGUAUCUGUCUCUCUCUCUUUGUGUCUCAUGCUGUAUCUGUCACUCUCUCUCUGUCUCUCUCUCUGUCUCUCUCUCUGGCUGUCUGUGUUUCUCAUUCUGUCUCUCUCUCUCUCUGGCUCUCUUUCUCUGUCUCUUGUUCUUCUUGUCUCUCUGUCUGGCUCUCUCUCUCUCUGUCUCUCGCUCUUCCUGUCUCUCUCUCUCUCUCUGUCUCU
Molecule: messenger RNA, 2830 nt
Organism: Lampris incognitus (smalleye Pacific opah)
Lineage: Eukaryota; Metazoa; Chordata; Actinopteri; Lampriformes; Lampridae
Gene: ptenb
Product: phosphatase and tensin homolog B
Exons: 9
Coding region: 655-1896 (413 amino acids)
Biological process (GO): negative regulation of cell population proliferation; cell motility; protein dephosphorylation
Cellular component (GO): cytosol; nucleus; cell projection
Molecular function (GO): protein tyrosine phosphatase activity; phosphatidylinositol-3,4-bisphosphate 3-phosphatase activity; inositol-1,3,4,5-tetrakisphosphate 3-phosphatase activity
Source: RefSeq, a predicted model, not a curated record